Molecule: messenger RNA, 1581 nt
Organism: Cyclocybe aegerita
Lineage: Eukaryota; Fungi; Basidiomycota; Agaricomycetes; Agaricales; Hemipholiotaceae
Source: the annotation of a GenBank genome assembly
AUGCCCGAAUCAUCGACCGACUUUCUAUCUGUAGCUGUAGGGCUCUUUAUUCUCGUCCUCCUCAAGAAGAUAUUCGACUCCUGGAAGACGACGAAGGGGCCGUACCCCCCAGGCCCAAAGCCCAAGUUUCUUAUCGGCAACGCACUGGACUUCCCGAUGAACGGCAUCGGGCAGCAUUUCAUGAAGGUUGGAGAACAGCUCCAAAGCGGCUUGGUUCAUCUGAACAUCCUCGGGAACCACACCCUCUUCAUAAAUAAGAAAAACAUCGCCGAUGACCUACUGGAGAAGCGUGCGAGGAUCUACUCUGGGAGGCCUCACCUCACGGCCGUCGAAGCGUUAGGCUGGGAUACGAGCAAUAUCUUGAUAAUGGGCUACGGCGACGAGUGGAGGAAGCACCGCAAGGUCGCCCAGCAGCACCUCAACAAGCGGCAGACACGCACGUACGAGCACAUCCAGCUGCGCCACCUUCACAAGAUGCUGCACCGGCUCCUCUACUCCCCCGAGGACUUUCUACAGCACACCGAAGUGCUUUCGACCGCGGUCGUCAUGGACAUAAUGUACGGAUACCAGAUUGACCGACACGACGACCCCGCCAAUGUUGCAGCGGAGAAGAUGGUUGCCCUGGCUGUAUCUCUCAUGUUGCCCGGCGGGGCGCUGAUGAACAUCCUGCCAUUCCUUAGGCAUCUCCCGGCAUGGAUCCCCGGAAACAUUGCAGGGAAGGGGGUGAAAGACUGUCUUGUUUGGAUGCACGAGAUGCGGGACAUCCCAAUGGCGGAUUUGAGGAAACGAAUGGACCAGGGCAUGGCGACGCAUUCCGCCGUCUCAGCGUGCUUGGAGAAGAAUGCAGCCUCGGCGGUCGAUACAGAUCCGGACGCAGAGCGGGUUAUGUGCAACAUUGCAUGGGCAUCGUACACAGCCGCGGUGGAGACCACCGUUUCCGCGACGGGCUGGUUUUUUUACGCCAUGCUCUUGCAUCCUCGAGUCCAAAGGAAAGCCCAAGCAGAAAUCGACAGCAUUAUUGGUGCUGGCCGUCUGCCCACCUUUGCGGACCGACCAUCCCUGCCGUAUAUCGAGGCGAUCUACCGCGAGGUGAUGCGGUACGCCCCACCGCUUUACGUCGGUUUUACGCAUUCCUCGACGGAGGACGAUUGGUAUGAUGGGUACUUUAUACCGAAGGGUACAUCCGUGUUUGCGAAUUUGUGGGCGAUGACGCACAAUGAGGGUGUUUAUCCUGACGCUGAUACGUUCAACCCCGAAAGAUUUUUGGACGAGCACGGGGAGCUCAACGACGAUGACAAUAUUCUGGCGUAUGGAUUCGGUCGGAGAGCCUGUGUUGGAAAACACGUUGCAAGUGCCACGAUGUGGAUCACCAUCGUGUCAGUGCUCGCCUGCUUCAUGAUAGAACACCCCAAAGAUGAACAAGGGAACGAGAUCGAGGUGGACAACGAAUGCGAGUAUUUGGGUCUAGUCAUGCGCAAGAAACCGUUCAAAUGUCGCUUCGUUCCUAGAUCCGAGGGUGCACGGAGGCUCGUUGAGGAAGCCACAUUGGACGUAGGGACUAGUCAAACUCAUUUCCUCUGA